Molecule: messenger RNA, 3383 nt
Organism: Micropterus salmoides (largemouth bass)
Lineage: Eukaryota; Metazoa; Chordata; Actinopteri; Centrarchiformes; Centrarchidae
Gene: phc3a
Product: polyhomeotic homolog 3 (Drosophila)
Exons: 14
Coding region: 31-2778 (915 amino acids)
Cellular component (GO): nucleus; PRC1 complex
Molecular function (GO): protein binding; zinc ion binding
Source: RefSeq, a predicted model, not a curated record
UCCCAUUACUGAAUCUGUGUGUGACCUGAGAUGGAUAGGCAAAGCCCAGGAGAGAAGCAGGCAGACACUAAAAGGACUACAGCCCCCAGCACCCUCACAUCAUCUGCUGUCACCAUGGCAACAGCUAGCUCCAGCAGCACUAUGUGCACCCAGACGCCCCCUACUUCCCUCAGCAUCAUCUCACCAGACAGACAGGCGGUCCAGGUGAUCCAGCACGCCAUCCACAGACCUCAGAGCAUGGCAGCCCAGUACCUGCAUCAGAUGUACGCAGCCCAGCAGCAGCACCUCAUGCUGCAGACAGCAGCCCUGCAGCAGCACCAACACCCCCCCCAUCUGCAGAGUCUGGCCACCAUACAGCAGGCUUCGGUCUGUCAGAGGCAUUCACCUUCUUCAUCCAGUGGCAGUUUGGUUCAUCAGCCUGCUGGUGUUCCCCAAAACUCAAUUACUUUACCAUCAUCUCCGGUGACUGCCCAGCUGAUUGGCCGCACCCAAACAUCCACUGGUGCAGCAACCACCAUUUCCCAGCAGGCCAUGCUAUUGGGAAACAGACCGGCCAACUGUAACCAAGCUCAGAUGUACCUUCGCACUCAGAUGCUUAUUCUAACCCCUGCAGCCACGGUGGCUGCUGUUCAAUCAGACCUCCCUGCCAUCACCUCCUGCUCCUCUUUACCUACCUCCUCUCAGGUGCAGAAUCUAGCUCUGCGCGCCCAUUUGCCUGGAGCUCUGGCUACAGCACACAGUGUGAUUUUAAAGCCAUCCGCCCAGUCCCAACCCCUGACUCCGGCUGCCUCUUUGUCCAAGACGCCAAUCUGCGCGCUGAAGAACAACCAGCUGACUGACACCUCAACAGAAACAGGACCAGCUGACGUCACCCGGCCGGCCUCUGGAACCCAGAUUAUAACUCCAGCCUACUCUCCGGUGCCGACCCACACUUUGGUCAAGCAGCAGGUGUCCUGUCCACAAGGCCAGCGGGUGGCGCAUCAGCAGCUCAUCCUUCAGCAGGCUACAGGAGGAGCUGCAAACCACAGACAGCUCCAGCCCAUCGCCCUCAGAGUAGCACCUCAAGAAACCAACUCCAUCCCUCUUCCUCUGUCUAUUAAGAGACUCACCACUCCCAGCACCCAGUCACAAACCAACAAUGACCCUCGAGCUUCUUCUUCUUCUCCGUCUGUCACCAGCGUGUUUGCAUCUUCAGCUCAGACCUCAAUCCCGGCCGCCACCGUUCAGCCUCAGCCUCCUCCUCUGGUGGCCGCUCCGCAGCGUCGGACCUCAUUCCCACAAGUGCAGAACCAGCCUCCACCUCCUCCUCCUCCUUUGGUUCUCCCCAGGCUGCCCCAAAACCCCCCAACAUCCCUCCACAGGCUGUCCCUGCAUUCGGUCCAGGCUUUGGCCGUCCAGUCAGGACGGGUGCUGCUGACAGAGCAGGAGCUGCCUGUAGCUGAGGCUCUCGUCCAGAUGCCCUACCAGAACCUCCCACCUCCUCAGACGGUGGCUGUUGAUCUGAAAGUGCACCCAAUCAGACGUAACGAAACUCCAUCGUCGGGGCAAACAUGCAAAGUGAAUGGAUUGAGCUCAGAGGCAAGGAAAGAUGAAUGUUCUUCUGGUCCACAGAGAGACAGGACUCCUACACCUCUCAUUGUGCCUCCUAAGCAGAAUGGUUCAGCAACGACGGGUUCAUCCUCCAUCAUAUCAAGUUGCUCGGUCAUCAGGUCACCAGUGGUGGAAGAGCCGUCCCAGCUCACCAGCAGCAGCAACCUUCCUCCUCCUUCUCCUCCUCUACCUCCUCCCAUCUUGCCAGCAGCAGUAAGAGGCCCCAGCCAGCCGCCCUCCUCCCCAGCCAGCCUCCCAGGGAGCCCAGACAACAUACAAACAACCCACGUACUUACACACCUCGUGGAGGGAUUCGUCAUCCGUGAGGGCCUGGAGCCAUUCCCGGUGGUCUCCUCGUCGCUGCUAGCAGAGCAGCAGGCUUCACUUCCUGAAUCCCAGGAGAUACAAACCAACGGUGAUGCAGCAGCAGAGGACAGUCCGCUGGAUGCUGACCAGUCGGAUUCAACAGACUCUGAGAUGGAAAACGAUGGCCCUGCAGCAAAUGUUGCAGAGUUGAGGGAGAGUGUGGCAGGUGUGCUGCAGUGUGAGUUCUGUGGGAGCAGAGGUUACGCUCACACGUUUCUGCGCUCCAAACGCUUCUGCUCCAUGACGUGUGUCAGAAGGUUCAGUGUGAGUUGCACCAAGCGGAUCACCUUGCUGAGAGCAGGUCGCUGGGGUCACAGGCCUGUGGGCAGGAGAGGACGACCCCCCAGCAGAGUCAACGGAGCCUCCAGAGAACAUUUUCAGAGACAGAUUCGUGAUUCGUUUGUCUCCGAGGCGACCGGGCAAAGCUCACUGAGAGAGGAGGACGAGCAGGAGGAAGAGGAAGAGGACGAUGAGCCUCCCGUUCCCAUGACAACUAGGCUCCGGAAACAGGCCGAGAGAGAGCGAGAGAGGGAGAGAGAGCAGGAGAAAGAGCAGGAGCAGAGGAUGACAGAAACGAUCAGUGUUUCUGACGGAAACGAGGAAGACAUCGGCUGUCCGUCUCAGUGGGAUGUAGGACAGGUGUUUUCUUAUAUCAACUCUCUGCCAGGUGGACAGGAUGUAGCCGAGGAGUUUCGCUCCCAGGAAAUAGAUGGACAGGCUCUGCUGCUUCUAACAGAGGACCACCUGGUCAGCACCAUGAACCUUAAACUGGGACCAGCACUCAAACUCUGUGCUCACAUUAAUUCUCUGAAAGAGACAUAAACAAUUAACAUUUCUACCCUACAAGAAUGGACUUGUGAUGAUCUGGACCAGGAUGAAGAAAAAAAGAACGGUCUUUUUUAACUCUGCAGAGACAAAGAGGAAGCACUGCCCGCCUUUAACCUGUCUUUGGACUUAGUUAAGCAGAGAGUUAUACUGCAGUUUUUUCCAGAGACCACUGCCAAGGAUAUCACUCCUCCGGCUGUCCAGUCUACCACACAGAGUGAAGUCCACACACGGUCACAGCUGAUUUUAACACGCAGAUGAGCAGCUCGUUCUGUCGCCUCUCAUGGCUCCAUUGUAGUGAUUGUAGCAGUUUGGCUCCGGUUAUCCAUUUGUUUCAAAAUGGUUUUAAAAAGUUAUUUGUAUCAUUUGUACAAAACAAUUUUACAUUUACAUUAUUACACAUAAAAGUUAAAGGAUGCUGUACAGUCUCAAAGUUUACAAGACAGAUUAUUGCCUACUAUCUUACAGAUGAAGUUUGAUACAUAUAUCAUCAGCAACCAACCAACAGUUAUGACGUAUGGAACCAAACUGAUGGCUUAUUUAUGGGUUAUUAUUUAUUAUUGACAUAAUUAAUAUAUACUAAUAAAACCAUUCAAAUAUUC